AUGGAGUUGCAACCGAGAGUGAGCUCAAUCAUUGCCACAAGGCUAUGGAAGAUUGUGAAAAUCGCUUUUGUAAUGAUCAGGAAAGGGCUGAUGUCCAAGAGAAAUUUCGUCAAUGACACGGUCGGCAGGGCGAGGGACGGGAAGCUCAUGAGAGAACCACUGAGGAGUCUAAGCUUCAAUUACUAUAACCGAUCCAAGAAAAUGCGCCCGAGCAGGCUCAACGGGUACGAGUACGAGUUCUCCUGCAGCAACAGCCCGAACCCAAUCAUCAUCCACUCGGCCAAGAACAAGAGCCAACGUUUCCCCUGCAUGAGGCUCCCUAAAGUCAUCGAAGACUUCGUCGAUGACGAGCCCGUGUACCCUGAGGCUCUUGUUUUCGUUGCGAAGACUCCCGAGUACACGCUCAACAUCCAGAUCGAGGGACGCAGCCCACUCAAAUCACCCUACUCGGUGAGGGUCUCUAAUUUCUCAUCAGAUGAUGAGGGCGAUGGGAAAUAUGGUCCAGUGGACCACAAGGCUGAGGAAUUCAUCAGCAGGUUUUAUGACCAACUGUGGAAGCAAAUGGCGAACUAA
Molecule: messenger RNA, 573 nt
Organism: Rhodamnia argentea
Lineage: Eukaryota; Viridiplantae; Streptophyta; Magnoliopsida; Myrtales; Myrtaceae
Exons: 1
Coding region: 1-573 (190 amino acids)
Source: RefSeq, a predicted model, not a curated record